AUUCAACGUAUUUCUUUGUUCACACACUAGCUUGAACAGCGCUGUGCAUUGGAAACUCUCUGAAAAACUAUCUAAAUCGAGCUACAACGGAAUAUUUUAUUUAAAAUAUCAACUUUUUAUUCUGAUUGCUAGAUUGUGAAGGUUUAAUUAACGUGUAUCAUUACUGAUAGCUGCUAUUUGUGUAAUUGCAGUAUGAACGCAGAGUUUUUCACCUUACAAGUAAAUAAAUUCGUUCAAAAAGGCCAUUACUGAUGGGCUUUCCUUUUCUAGAUAGAGGAGCAAAAUCUGGACACUGAAAUGAUUUGUUCUGACAUCCAACAAUGGGAAACUGAAGGAAAUAUUUCGGAUGCAGAGAUUCUUCGCUCUAAAAUACUGUCAUUUGUGGAAACUGAAGAGAGUGCGAGAGAAAGUUCUAAAGAGAUUCUAGUUAAAGAGUACAGGAAGAUAAUUCCACCGAUGCUAAUUUAUUGCUUCUUCGAAGAUAAGUCAAAAAAUAAAAAAGCAAGAGGACUGUGGACACAAAGACCACAAGGGUGGCCAUCGAACGUUCCGUUUGAUGAUCCCAACAACGGACAUGAAAAGAACGAAUCAAAGAAAGCAGAAAAGCCGAAAAAAGACACACUUAUACAAAUGUACAACUUCCUUAAACAGAAGUUUAAGGAUAAAGAAAGCGGGCAAUAUCAAGAUAAUGUAACUUUUCAGGAACAAACUUAUCAAGAACAAACUUAUCAAUUGGUUUCCCAAAAGGAAAUAAACCCAGUAAAUAUUUUAUGGGAUAGUUCAGAGAGAUUAGAUAAAAAAUUAACUACCAUCAAAGACACUAUGUCGGACACUGUUUAUGAGACCUUAGAAAAGUGUAUAAAACUGUUUGCAUUUUGCCAUAAGCAUAUGAAUAAAGCCUCUGUGAUGAAGUUAGCUAGUGACUUGGAGUAUGAAAUCGAUUGUUACUACCACAGUAAACAAGACUCUGAAAUAAACAUUGAGCGAUGGAGCAAUAUAACGAACAAUGUAUUAGUAGAAAGUUCAUUCGCUCAGCAACAGAAUUCUCCAGAUUCUUCUUAUCAAAACGGUGUGCAUGAAACUCUUCCCCCUCAGCAAUUGGUAAAUUAUCAAGAAAUUCCAAAUCAUGCUUCAUAUUUCUAG
Messenger RNA from Dimorphilus gyrociliatus, 1143 nucleotides. Lineage: Eukaryota; Metazoa; Annelida; Polychaeta; Dinophilidae. The record is from the annotation of a GenBank genome assembly.